Molecule: messenger RNA, 2061 nt
Organism: Schistosoma mattheei
Lineage: Eukaryota; Metazoa; Platyhelminthes; Trematoda; Strigeidida; Schistosomatidae
Source: the annotation of a GenBank genome assembly
AUGGGAUCAGACGUAACUGGAAAACGAAACUGUUUAACAUAUAGCAAUUUAAAUAAACUUUAUUGCCUGAAGAUCGGCACAGCCGGUGCAGAUAAAAACGAAUUGGAAAUGAUACAAAACUAUUACGGAAUAAUUUGGAAUAAUGAAUCUUUUAAACAAUUUGUGGCAUUGAGUGCAUAUGAGACCGUUAAAUCUGGUUUAUUGGCACUGAAUUCCUUACUAGUCGAUAAUCAAUGGCCAGAAAACAUAAAAUCAACAAACUCAUCAAGAAAAAUUUGUGAUUCAUCGAUGCCCACUAUCGAUUCCACAAUGAGGUUUUAUCGUUAUUUAGAAGCCAUAACCAGGCUUCCUAAACGAAAUGGCACUACUGGAAUAAUUGAUUUUAACAAAACAGUAACCAAUCAACAUGCUAUCUUUCAUUUACAACAAUGUUUUGGAAAAUCGAACUCAUCGGAAGCAAUGUGCUAUGAUGUUAAUUCAACUUUUAUUUAUCCACAGAAUAAAGUCACCUAUAAUCAGAGCAUGCUUGAAUCAGACAGGCGCCAGAAAAUACAUGUUAGUGUCAUACAUGACCCACCGUAUGCAGUACGUUUAGGUCGGAAUAAAUGGACAGGAUACUGUGUAGAGGUGUUUGAGGAAAUCGCUAGACGACUAAAUAUUGAUUACGAAUUCGUAGAACAAACUGAUGGUGAUUAUGGCACCAGACUUGAAAACGGUCGUUGGUCAGGGAUGAUUGGACAGGUUUCUAGAAAAAAUACUGACAUUGGCUUGGGACCAUUGAUUCAGGAUGCAGAAAAAUCUUUGAUUGUUGAUUUUACAGUACCUUAUUACGAAUCUGUUGGCAUUACAAUGGUCAGUAAAAUAAAUGAAGAUCUUAAACUUGGUGCGUUGUUUUUCCUUGAUGUAUUCACGUGGGAUGUGUGGGUAACAGCUGUCGUAGCUGUAUUUAUUAUCGGUUUUCUGCUGGCAUUCAUUGACAAAUAUUCACCGUAUAGCUAUCAAAAUCAACCUAAAAAAGGUGAUAGUGAAUCUAUGGGCACAGUAUUUACUGUAAAAGAAUCUCUCUGGUAUGUAUUAGGUUCCUGCACUCAACAAGGUGAAUACAUGGAUCCUCGUUCAGCUUCAACACGCAUCUUAGUAGCCGGUCUCUGGCUGUUAGUUCUUAUUAUAAUUGCAAUGUUUUCGGCUAAUUUAGCGGCGAAAUUAACCGUCUCCGGUUUACAAGGGGAAAUUAAUACAUUCAAGAAACUAAUUGAACAGAAAGAAGUCAAAUAUACAGUUCGAAGCAACUCAUCAGAAUUGAAGUUCUUUGAGAAGUUGAAAAGUGCUGAAGAAUCAAUUUUUGAAAUAUGGAAACAAAAAGUUGUUUAUAACAAUGAAUUCACAGCAAAUUAUACAGUUUGGCAAUAUCCAGUCACUGAGAAAUAUGGAAUAAUUUACAGUAGAAUGCGUGAAUGGGGCUUUUCAAAUAGCCAUGAAGAAACGAUUAAACUUAUCAACGACGGUUGGGUAAUAUUUAUGGAAACUCCAAGGGCUGCUUAUUACAUAGCCAACGAAUGCAAGCUGAAACGAUUCGAUAACCGUAUAGGAAGUUGGUAUUAUAGUAUGAUAUUAAUACCGCGUUCUCCGUUAACUUCUGCUUUUAAUGAAAUAAUUUAUUCUCUAGAAGCAGAUUAUACACUGGACACACUGAGAGCUAAGUGGUGGGCUAGUAAUACAAGUCACUGUGGAACAUUGUCUGUUGAUGAAGGAUAUGAUUUUGAAGAAGUUGGUGGUAUGUUCUCAUUACUUGGAUGUGGACUUUUAAUUGGCGUUGUAUUGCUAAUCUCAGAAAUUGUUACCUUUCAUAUACUAUUGAAGAAGCAACAGACACAGGUCGCAAAUGAACCUCGAAAAUUACCACCGCAACCUGUAACAAACAGUGUACCAGAAUCAAUACUAAAGGAAAAAGAAAGUACAAAUAAUUUAUCUACGAGAAAUCCAGUUGCAUCAAAUUUAAUAACAAUUACUACAACCGAUUAUAGUGAUCCUAAUCAAGAAGCUAUAUCCUUGAAUGAAUAA